Molecule: messenger RNA, 6721 nt
Organism: Cervus elaphus (red deer)
Lineage: Eukaryota; Metazoa; Chordata; Mammalia; Artiodactyla; Cervidae
Gene: ABCA7
Product: ATP binding cassette subfamily A member 7
Exons: 46
Coding region: 141-6599 (2152 amino acids)
Biological process (GO): lipid transport; transmembrane transport
Cellular component (GO): intracellular membrane-bounded organelle; membrane
Molecular function (GO): ATP binding; ATP hydrolysis activity; lipid carrier activity
Source: RefSeq, a predicted model, not a curated record
UCUUGGCUCCAAGCAGAGCUUCUGAGAAUGCUGAGCAAUGAAAUAGAUGAUGAAGUUCAGAGAGGGCCAGGGAGUUGCCUGCAACCACACAGUACGUCCUCAGCUUGACCCCUCCGUUCUGUCUGCUGUCCAUUUCCACCAUGGCCUUCUGGACACAGCUGAUGCUGCUGCUUUGGAAGAAUUUCCUGUAUCGCAAGAGGCAGCCGAUCCAACUCUUGGUGGAGUUGUUGUGGCCGCUCUUUCUCUUCUUCAUCCUGGUGGCCGUUCGCCAUUCCCAUCCCCCACUCGAGCAGCAUGAAUGUCAUUUUCCCAACAAGCCACUCCCCUCAGCGGGCACCAUCCCUUGGCUCCAGGGCCUCAUCUGCAACGUGAACAACACCUGCUUCCCGUGGCGAACCCCCGGCGAGGAGCCUGGCGUCCUCAGCAACUUCAAGGACUCCCUGGUUUCCCGGCUCUUGGCAGAUGCUCGCACUGUCCUGGGGGGCCCCAAUGCCCAUAGGAUGCUGGCUAGCCUGAGAAAACUGAUGCCCAUUCUGAAGGCUGCACGCACAGCCCGAGCAACCUUUCCUUGGCCCAGUGACCAGCCCAAGGAGGGAUUAUCCCUGGCCACUCAGCUUCUGGGGACACUGCUGCAAGGGGAAUCCCUGGGCUCUGUGCUGGGCCAGGCCCAGGAGUCCAUGGGCAGCCUUGUGGAGACUGCAGAGGACAUGGCCCAGGAGCUCCUGGAGCUGCCCAGCCUGGGGGAGCUGUGGGCCCUGCUACAGAGACCCCACAGGCCAGGUGGUCCCCUGGAGGCGGUGGCAGAAGCCCUUUGCAGUGCCAGGGGGCCCAGCAAACCAGGUGGGCCCUCCCUCAACUGGUAUGAGGCCAGUGACCUGAAGGAGCUGGUGGGGCAGGAGCCAGCGCAGGCCCUGCGGGACAACAGCCUGAGCCCCACCUGCGCUGAGCUGACGGGGGCCCUGGACACCCACCCCCUAUCCCGCCUGCUGUGGAGGCGCCUGAAGCCACUGGUCCUGGGGAAAGUACUGUUCACGCCUGACACACCCUUCACCCGGCAGAUCAUGGCCCAGGUCAACCGAACUUUCCAGGAGCUGGCGCUGUUGAAGGACAUCCAGGAGGUGUGGGGGCUGCUGGGACCCCAGCUCUUUAACUUCCUGAACGAUAGUGCCAAUAUCGCCAUGCUGCAGAGGCUCCUGCAGAUCCAGGACAAGGGAAGGAGGCAGCCAAGACCCGGAGGUGGGGCCAGAGUGGAAGAUCUUCGUGCCUUUCUGAAUCCCCACAGCAGUGGCUACAGCUGGCAGAAGGCCCACGCUGAUGUGGGACACCUGGCGGUCACACUGGGCCGUGUGAUGGAGUGCGUGACUCUGGACAAGCUGGAGGCCGCCCCUUCAGAGGCUGCCCUGGUGGAGCGGGCCCUUAAGCUGCUCUCCGAGCACCGUUUCUGGGCCGGCAUCGUUUUUCUGGGGCCCGAGGACUCCCCGGACCCCGCUCAGUCCCCAGGCCCUGGCCACCUGCGCAUCAAGAUCCGCAUGGAUAUCGAUGAUGUCACAAGAACCAAUAAGAUCAAGGACAGGUUUUGGGACCCCGGUCCGGCCGCUGACCCCCUGACGGACCUGCGCUACGUGUGCGGUGGCUUCGUGUACCUGCAGGACCUGUUGGAGCGCGCAGCCGUGCGCGUGCUCACAGGGACCACCCCCCAUGCCGGCCUCUACCUCCAGCAGAUGCCCUACCCCUGCUACGUGGACGAUGCGUUCCUGCGCAUGCUGAGCCGGUCACUGCCACUCUUCCUGACACUGGCUUGGAUCUACUCGGUGGCCUUGACGGUGAAGGCCGUGGUGCGUGAGAAGGAGACUCGGCUGCGCUACACGAUGCGCGCCAUGGGGCUCAGCGCCACUGCGCUGUGGCUGGGCUGGUUCCUCAGCUGCCUCGGGCCCUUCCUCCUCAGCACCGCGCUGCUUGUGCUGGUGCUCAAGCUCGGGGACAUCCUCCCCUACAGCCACCCGGGGGUGCUGUUCCUGUUCUUGGCGGCUUUCGCUGUGGCCACAGUGGUCCAGAGUUUCUUGCUGAGCGCCUUCUUCUCCCGCGCGAACUUGGCAGCCGCCUGUGGGGGUCUUGCCUAUUUCCUACUCUAUCUGCCCUACGUGCUGUGCGUGGCCUGGAGGGACCAGCUGCCCAUGGGCGGCCGCGUGGCCGCGAGUCUUCUGUCGCCCGUGGCCUUCGGUUUUGGCUGCGAGAGCCUGGCGCUGCUGGAAGAGCAGGGCGAGGGUGCGCAGUGGCACAACAUGGGCACCGGGCCUACAGCAGAUGUCUUCAGCUUGGCCCAGGUCUCGGGCCUUCUGCUGCUCGAUGCCGCUCUCUAUGGCCUCGCCACUUGGUACCUGGAGGCGGUGUGCCCAGGCGAGUACGGGAUUCCCGAACCGUGGAACUUUCCCUUUCGGAGGAGCUACUGGUUUGGGUCUCAGACCCCCAAGGGUCCUGCCCCAGUCCUGGCCGUGCAGGACCCCAAAGUGCUGGUGGAGGAGGCGCCCCCCAGCCUGAUUCCGGGGGUCUCCAUACGCGGCCUGGAAAAGCGCUUUCCUGGCAACCCACAGCCAGCGCUGUGUGGACUCAGCCUGGACUUCUACCAGGGCCACAUCACCGCCUUCCUGGGCCACAAUGGGGCUGGCAAAACGACCACAAUGUCCAUCCUGAGUGGCCUCUUUCCACCCACGGCUGGCUCCGCCUCUGUCCUGGGCCACGACGUCCGGACCAGCAUGGCAGCCAUCCGGCCCUGCCUGGGUGUCUGCCCGCAGUACAACAUACUCUUUGACCUGCUGACUGUGGAUGAGCACAUCUGGUUCUAUGGGCGGUUGAAGGGUCUGAGCGCAGCUGCCAUGGGUCCCGAGCAGGACCGGCUGCUGCAGGACAUGGGGCUGAUCCCCAAGAGGCAUGCACAGACUCAUCACCUGUCAGGAGGAAUGCAGCGGAAGCUCUCAGUAGCCAUUGCCUUUGUGGGUGGCUCCCAAGUUGUUAUCCUGGAUGAGCCCACAGCUGGUGUGGACCCCACUUCCCGUCGAGGCAUCUGGGAGCUGCUGCUCAAAUAUCGGGAAGGUCGCACACUGAUCCUCUCCACCCACCACCUGGAUGAGGCGGAGCUGCUGGGAGACAGGGUGGCGAUAGUGGCAGGGGGCCGCCUGUGCUGCUGUGGCUCUCCUCUCUUCCUGCGGCGUCACUUGGGCUCCGGAUACUACUUGACAUUGGCCAAGGGUCCCCCACCCCUGGCCACAAGCAAAAAGGGUGAAACUGGCUUGAAGAACAGCAUGGAUGCUGGGCAGAAAAGGGAGCCAGGCGGCCAGGCCAGCUCUGCCGGUGCAGCCCAGCUGUGGGCCAUAGUGCAGCGCCAAGUGCCCGGCACACGACUGGUCAAGGAUCUGCCACAUGAACUGGUGCUGGCGCUGCCCUACAAGGGCGCCCUGGAUGGCAGCUUUGCUGAGCUCUUCCAUGAUCUGGACCAGCGGCUGGGAGAGCUGGGACUGACUGGCUAUGGGAUCUCCGACACCAGCCUGGAGGAGAUCUUCCUGAAGGUGGUGGAAGAUUGUGCUGUGGACACAGGCCCAGAGGAUGGUAGGCCCAGGCAGGGUUCAUGCUUGGGUAUUUCUCAUCCCGACACGACUAGGCAGCUCCAAGUUCCUCCAGAGGAGACAGCCCUGGAGAAUGGGGGGCUGGCUGGCUCUGCCCCUGAGACACAGGCACUACAGGGCUCUGGGCCGGCCACCACAGGCCGCGUACACAGCUGGGCGCUCACUUGCCAGCAGCUCCGGGCCUUACUUCUCAAGCGUUUCCUGCUUGCCCGCCGCAGUCGCCGUGGCCUGUUUGCCCAGAUUGUGCUGCCUGCCCUCUUUGUGGGCCUGGCGCUGGUGUUCAGCCUCAUUGCACCCCCGUUUGGAUACUACCCGGCUCUGCGGCUGAGCCCCAGCAUGUACGGCUCCCAGGUGUCCUUCUUCAGCGAUGACACUCCAGGGGACCCUGAACACACCCGCCUGGUCGAGGCCCUGCUGAAGGAGGCCGGACUCGAGGAGCCUUACCCGAAAAGUAACUCCAGCAGGGCACCAGCAUGCGCGCGGCCUGUCUUCUGCCACUUCUCGGUGCCUGAGGUCCCUGCAGACGUGGCUGAGGUCUUGGCCAGUGGCAACUGGACCCUGGAGUCUCCAUCCCCCGCCUGCCAGUGCAGCCGGCCUGGUGCCCGCCGCCUGCUGCCUGACUGCCCUGCCGCAGCCGGUGGCCCCCCGCCACCCCAGGCGCCAACCAGCUCUGGUGAAGUGGUCCAGAACCUAACGGGCCGGAACCUGUCUGACUUCCUGGUCAAGACCUACCCUCGCCUGGUGCGCCAAGGCCUGAAGACCAAGAAAUGGGUGAACGAGGUCAGGUAUGGGGGCUUCUCCCUGGGGGGCCGAGACCCAGGCCUGCCCUCGGGCUUGGAGGUGGGCCACUCUGUGGAGGAGCUGCGGGCACUGCUGAACCCCACACCAGGCGAGGCCCUCGAGCACCUCCUGAACAACCUCACAGCAUGGGCUGUUGGUCUGGACACUCAGGAUGGCCUCAAGAUCUGGUUUAACAACAAGGGCUGGCACGCCAUGGUUGCCUUUGUAAACCGAGCCAACAACGCUCUCCUACGCGCCCACCUGCCACCAGGCCUCUCCCACCAUGCCCACAGCAUCACCACGCUCAAUCACCCCCUGAACCUCACCAAGGAGCAGUUGUCUGAGGCUGCGCUGAUGGCCUCCUCAGUGGACGUGCUUGUCUCCAUCUGCGUGGUCUUCGCCAUGUCCUUUGUCCCGGCCAGCUUCAUCCUUGUCCUCAUUGACGAGCGUGUCACCCGAGCCAAACACCUGCAGUGCAUGGGAGGCCUGCCCCCCACUCUCUACUGGCUUGGCAACUUUCUCUGGGACAUGUGUAACUACUUGGUGUCAGCGUGCAUCAUGGUGCUCAUCUUUUUGGCCUUCCAGCAGAGGGCGUAUGUGGCCCCUGCCAACCUGCCUGCCCUCCUGCUGUUGCUACUACUGUACGGCUGGUCGAUCACGCCACUCAUGUACCCAGCCUCCUUCUUCUUCUCCGUGCCCAGCACAGCCUAUGUUGUGCUCACCUGCAUCAAUCUCUUUAUUGGUAUCAAUGGCAGCAUGGCCACCUUCGUGCUCGAGCUCUUCUCUGAUCAGAAGUUGCAGAAGGUGAGCCGGAUCCUGAAACAGGUCUUCCUUAUCUUUCCUCACUUCUGCUUGGGUCGGGGCCUCAUCGACAUGGUGCGGAACCAGGCCAUGGCUGAUGCCUUUGAGCGCUUGGGAGAGGGGCAUUUCCAGUCGCCCCUGCGUUGGGAGGUGGUCGGCAAGAACCUCUUGGCCAUGUUCAUACAGGGGCCAAUCUUCCUCCUCUUUACACUACUGCUUCAGCACCACAACCGCCUCCUACCACAACCCAAGCUGAGGCCACUACCUGCCCUGGGAGAGGAGGAUGAGGAUGUGGCCCGUGAGCGGGAACGGGUAGUACAAGGGGCCACCCAGGGGGAUGUGUUGGUACUGAGGAACCUGACCAAGGUGUACCCUGGGCAGAAGACACCAGCUGUUGACCGCCUGUGCCUGGGGAUUCCCCCUGGUGAGUGUUUCGGGCUGCUGGGCGUGAACGGAGCAGGGAAAACGUCCACAUUCCGCAUGGUGACUGGGGACACGCUGCCCAGUGGGGGCGAGGCCAUUCUGGAAGGCCACAGCGUGGCCCAGGAACCGGCCGCAGCUCACUGCCGCAUGGGCUACUGCCCUCAGUCGGAUGCCAUCUUCGAGCUGCUGACCGGUCGUGAGCACCUGGAGCUGUAUGCACGCCUGCGAGGAGUCCCCGAAGCCCAAGUUGCCCAGACAGCAAGCUACGGCCUGGCACGCCUGGGCCUCCCUCAGCAUGCUGACCAACCUGCGGGCACCUACAGCUGUGGCAACAAGCGGAAGCUGGCGACAGCCAUGGCUCUGGUGGGGGACCCGGCUUUAGUCUUUCUGGACGAGCCGACCACUGGCAUGGACCCUGGUGCCCGGCGGUUCCUCUGGAACAGUCUUCUGGACGUGGUGCGGGAGGGCCGCUCCGUGGUACUCACCUCACACAGCAUGGAGGAGUGCGAGGCACUCUGUUCGCGCCUGGCCAUCAUGGUGAAUGGGCGGUUCCGCUGCCUGGGCAGCACACAGCACCUCAAGGGCAGAUUUGGGGCUGGCCAUACACUGACCCUGAGGGUGCCCUUGUCGAGAUCCAAGUCGGCGGCCGACUUCGUGGCCCAGGCGUUCCCGGGAGCUGAGCUGCGGGAGGCGCAUGGUGGCCGCCUGCGCUUCCAGCUGCUGCCAGGAGGGCGCUGCACCUUGGCGCUCGUCUUUGGAUUGCUGGCGGCAAGCGGCGCAGAGCAUGGUGUGGAGGACUUCUCUGUGAGCCAGACCACGCUGGAGGAGGUAUUCUUGUACUUCUCCAAGGAUCAGGGCAAAGAGGAAGAUGAGAAGGAGACAGAAGUGGGGGCUGACCCUGUGCCAGGCCCGCAGCGCCCCAAACUCAUAACCCAGUUCCUUGAUGACCACAGCAUGGCUGAGACAGUCCUCUGAGCCUCCUCCUCUAUGGAGCUGGGGGGACCAAAGCAGGGCAGAGGGGCUGAAGCCUGACCCAGACUCCAGAGGCCCUGGAGGAAAUAAAGGGAAGCUGUGGUGUGAAGCACCAUGCACCUGUG